Messenger RNA from Paramacrobiotus metropolitanus, 1040 nucleotides. RefSeq lists its product as uncharacterized. The coding region runs from base 123 to 803 and encodes 226 amino acids. Gene Ontology annotation, molecular function: protein binding. The record is from RefSeq and is a predicted model, not a curated record. The transcript is spliced from 5 exons. NCBI's taxonomy places the organism in Eukaryota, Metazoa, Tardigrada, Eutardigrada, Parachela, Macrobiotidae.
UCCACUCUUCAAUUUUCUUUGGCGCAGUGGAAGUUCUGGUACCGUACGGAAUAUCUUGACGAUUUCUCGUCUGCAAGCGUAGCUGUACUGGGGAAAGGUCACACAUCUCUUUCCGCAUUAUAAUGUCCGCUACGUUGUGUCUCGGCUUAGCACUACAAGUGCUGUUGGGCUGUGUGGUUUAUGCUGACCAGAACAGCGGCAACAGCAACAACGUCAACUGGUGGCCCGAUAACAAACCGGCAACAUCCCCACCAACAACUCCAACCACAACAGCGCCCCCAACCACAACCACGCCUGCCUACGUCCCGGCCGGCAGUCUCCCGUUGACCGCGUCCCAAACUGAGGUCUGCAACUGCAGAGGAUUUUUCACACAGAGCGGUCUGAUGUGCGCCACCAACGGCGUGACAUACAACAACACCUGCACGCUGCACAGCGCCAUCAAAGCCAGCAUGAUCGUCAACCGACCUAUUGGUCUUCGGUGCACCGGAAAAUGCCCUUGCAAUGACUCGAGAAUGCUGCUGGUGGCUAAUGCUCCCGGCGGAGCGUGCAAUGUGAACAAUGGGGCCAGAGCAGCGGUGUUCAAAAACUGGAGAAUGAAAAUGAAGUGCAACCCUGCACGCUAUUUUUGCAUGACCGAUGGUUCAGAAUUGAAACGCGCUGAGGUAUACUGCAAAAUGGCCAAAACCCAAGGUUUAGGAAUCCGUUGUUUUGGCAAGUGCAACGAGUGCAGCACAUACAACUGCCCUGCCCGCUUGGGAUCCGGUAUUCCCAUGUACGACGACUGCCCAGAGGCGACCCAGUAAACCUUUAUCCUUAUGCAAAAUCUAAGCCCUUCUAUGCAGCUUUUCCCAUCUCAACCAGAAAUAUCACGCUCAGCUGUGCGCUAAAUCACGUCGAAAGAUAUCAGCACGGCUUCUAUCAUUGUCUAGCACACAGCCAGCAAUAAAUAUUUAUUAAGUUAUUUUCGCACACGGCAGACAUUGUUGAAUGCACACGGACAAAAAUCGGAAAAAUUUGAAAAUGAAAAUGGUCGACUUCUA